This is a messenger RNA of Tupaia belangeri chinensis (Chinese tree shrew), 5036 nucleotides long. RefSeq names its product family with sequence similarity 193 member A (gene FAM193A). NCBI's taxonomy places the organism in Eukaryota, Metazoa, Chordata, Mammalia, Scandentia, Tupaiidae. The transcript has 20 exons. The coding region runs from base 14 to 4324 and encodes 1436 amino acids. The record is from RefSeq and is a predicted model, not a curated record.
UUUUAGUUUUGGCAUGAAUCAUAGGACACCACCCUACCCUGCUGGGGAUUACUGUCUUCUGUGCAGAAGUGAACGGAAAGACUCUUCAUUCUUAGAGAGUGGAAUUAAGACUGCGAGCAAAUUGGCCCUUUCCAUGGCACCCAAAGGCAACAGUGUGCUGCAUCUACCACUGUGGGUAUGCCCAGACUGCCGUAGGACCGUGGAAAAGGAAGAGAGGCAUGGAGGCCUUGACCAUCCUGGGGGCCAAGAUUUUGUUCUUCACUCGCCGCUUGGUGGCUCCCAGCCAGAGACUGGAGGUGGAGGCAGGCUCGCUCUGGGUGCACAGACGCUUCCCUCGGCAGGACUGGGUACUGCCUCCUCGGACCCUGCAUGCUCCUGUGAGGCCUGCAGCGAGCGCAGAGAAAUUUCAGCAGAGACGGACCGGGAACCUCAGCAGCUACAGAACUACUGGUCAGAAGUGCGCUACAUGGUCCGAUGCAUAUACCGCCAGGCAGGGACUCCACUGGCUGAUGACCAGGACCAGUCUCUAGUACCUGACAAGGAGGGAGUAAAGGAGCUCGUGGAUAGGCUCUGUGAGAGGGACCCCUACCAACUAUACCAGCGGUUGGAACAGCAAGCCCGAGAGUAUGUGCUGGAGAUGAAGGUCCGCCUGCUGCGGCAGCUAUCGGCAGCAGCAAAAGUGAAGGCGCCAUCUGGCCUGCAGGGCCCUCCACAGGCCCACCAGUUCAUCUCGCUCCUCCUUGAGGAGUAUGGCGCCCUAUGCCAGGCAGCACGCUCCAUCAGCACUUUCCUUGGCACUCUGGAAAAUGAACAUUUGAAAAAGUUCCAGGUGACAUGGGAACUGCAUAAUAAACACCUGUUUGAAAAUCUGGUCUUUUCGGAGCCACUUCUCCAGAGCAAUUUGCCAGCAUUGGUGUCACAGAUCAGGCUAGGAACCACCACACAUGACACCUGCAAUGAGGACACAUACAGUACCUUGUUACAGCGGUACCAGCGCUCUGAAGAAGAACUACGCAAAGUUGCUGAGGAAUGGCUAGAGUGCCAGAAGAGGAUUGAUGCUUAUGUGGACGAACAGAUGACGAUGAAAACCAAACAGCGUAUGUUAACAGAAGACUGGGAGCUUUUUAAACAAAGGCGAUUCAUUGAAGAACAGUUAACUAAUAAGAAAGCUGUCACUGGUGAGAACAACUUUACGGACACCAUGAGGCAUGUGCUGUCAUCUCGGCUGAGCAUGCCUGACUGUCCCAACUGCAACUACAGGAGAAGAUGUGCUUGCGAUGACUGCAGUCUCUCACAUAUCCUCACUUGUGGUAUCAUGGACCCCCCCGUCACUGACGACAUCCACAUUCACCAGCUACCACUCCAAGUGGAUUCUGCUCCCGACUAUCUCUCUGAGAUGCGCCCACCUAGCGUGUCAUCAGCAAGCUCAGGGUCAGGCUCCAGCUCUCCCAUUACAAUUCAGCAACAUCCCAGACUCAUCCUCACAGACAAUGGCUCUGCACCAACUUUUUGUAGUGAUGAUGAAGAUGUUGCACCAUUGUCAGCUAAAUUUGCCGAUAUUUAUCCAUUGAGUAACUAUGAUGAUACCGAGGUGGUGGCCAACAUGAAUGGAAUCCACAGUGAAUUGAAUGGUGGUGGUGAAAACAUGGCGCUGAAGGAUGAGUCCCCUCAGGUAAGCAGUACCAGUAGUAGUUCUUCAGAAGCUGAUGAGGAUGAAGCAGAUGGUGAAAGUAGUGGGGAGCCACCUGGAGCCCCAAAGGAAGACAAAGCUCUAGGAAAUAGGAGCCCAAGUAAAGAGGAAAAUAAAGUGGACAGUCCACCCCCAUCAUAUCCAACUCAGCAGGCCGAACAAGCUCCAAAUACUUGUGAAUGUCAUGUAUGUAAACAAGAAGCUUCUGGACUGACAGCAUCAGCAAUGACAGCUGCAGCUCUUCCUCCUGGCCAUCAGUUCAUGAGCCCAGAAAAGCCUACCCACCCCGCACUGCACCUUUAUCCUCACAUUCACGGACAUGUGCCUUUGCACACCGUCCCACACCUGCCUCGCCCUCUUAUCCAUCCCACCUUGUAUACAGCACCCCCCUUUACACACAGUAAGGCUUUACCACCAGCACCUGUUCAGAAUCAUACAAAUAAGCAUCAGGUAUUCAAUGCAUCUCUUCAAGACCAUAUUUAUCCAAGCUGUUUUGGGAAUACUCCAGAGUGGAAUAGUUCUAAAUUUAUAAGUCUUUGGGGAUCAGAAGUGAUGAAUGAUAAGAACUGGAAUACUGGCACUUUCUUGCCAGAUACAAUUUCUGGGAGUGAUAUAUUAGGGCCAGCACUUGCAGAAACAAGACCUGAAGCCCUUCCACCUCCAUCUAGCAAUGAGACGCCUGCAGUUUUGGAUAGUAAAGAGAAGAAAAAUGCUGCAAAAAAGAAAUGUUUGUAUAAUUUCCAAGAUGCUUUCAUGGAAGCGAACAAAGUUGUCAUGGCCACCUCAUCAGCCACGUCCUCUGUGUCAUGCACAGCUACCACGGUGCAGUCAAGCAACAGCCAGUUCAAAGUAUCAUCCAAGAGACCUCCUUCAAUAGGUGACGUCUUUCAUGGCAUCAACAAGGAGGAUCACAGACACUCGGCACCAUCUGCCCCGAGGAGCAGCCCCACGGGCUUGGCCCCAUUGCCAGCCCUCUCUCCUGCCGCGCUUUCACCAGCUUCCACGCCUCACCUUGCAAACCUUGCAGCCCCGUCAUUCCCUAAAACUGCAACCACAGCUCCUGGGUUUGUGGACACACGCAAGAGCUUCUGUCCUGCCCCUGUGGCACCCCCACCCCCUACCACAGAUGGCUCCAUUAGUGCCCCUCCAAGUGUCUGCAGUGAUCCUGACUGUGAAGGACACCGCUGUGAGAACGGUGUCUAUGACCCACAACAGGAUGAUGGGGACGAGAGUGUGGAUGAGGACAGUUGCUCUGAGCAUAGCUCCAGCACCUCAACCUCCACCAACCAGAAGGAGGGCAAGUACUGUGACUGCUGCUACUGCGAGUUCUUUGGGCAUGGUGGGCCUCCAGCUGCACCAACAAGUAGAAAUUAUGCUGAAAUGAGGGAAAAGCUUCGAUUACGACUGACCAAGAGGAAAGAAGAACAACCUAAAAAAAUGGAUCAGAUCUCAGAAAGGGAAAGUGUCGUUGACCAUCGAAGAGUAGAGGAUUUGUUACAGUUUAUAAACAGCUCAGAGACCAAACCAGUGAGCAGCACCCGAGCAGCCAAGCGAGCAAGGCAUAAGCAGAGAAAGCUAGAGGAAAAAGCUCGCCUGGAAGCUGAAGCCAGGGCCCGGGAGCACCUACACCUCCAGGAGGAACAGAGGCGGCAAGAAGAAGAAGAUGAUGAUGAUGAGGAAGAGGAGCAUUUCAAGGAGGAAUUUCAGCGGCUUCAGGAGCUUCAGAAGCUAAGAGCUGUGAAAAAGAAGAAGAAGGAGAGGCCAAAUAAAGACUGCUCCAAGUUGGACAUGCUUGCUAGAGAUUUCCGGGCAGCAUCAGAGUCUGUCCCUAACUCUGAAAACAUUCAUAAUGGCUCACUAGAGCAUACUGAAGAACUAGAAACCUCAUCUCACUCCCCUUCCAGAAACAUGAACCACACAGAGUCCAGGCCAGGGCCAGGAGCUGACGGGGACACUACAGACCUCCUGGACACCAGAGACUCUAAACUUCUCCUCCCCAAAGAGGUUAAUGGGAAGCAGCAUGAACCACUCUCUUUUCUCUUUGACAUAAUGCAUCACCAUAAAGAGGGAAAUGGGAAACAGAAGCUAAAGCAGACCAGUAAGACCAGUUGUGAGCAAGUGAGGAAGUCUGCAGAGCUCUCCAAAGCCACAGAGGGGCAGCCCAAACCCCGGACCCAGACUGAAUCUAAGACUAAAGUGGUUGAACUCACUUCUCUAGCAGAGCAGAAAAGAGAUGAUAGAAAAGUCAACAGUAAUAACAAUAACAAAAAGCAGCUGAACCAUAUCAAGGAAGAAAAAUCAAUCCCAAUUCCUACUGAGCCCACCUCUCCCAGCGAACAUCAGCAGAAUAACAAGCUGAUGCUGUCAGAUUCUCUGCAGCCAAAAGGCAAGAACAAGAAAAAUAAGAAAAAGAAAGGAGACAGAGUCAACAAUUCAAUUGGUAAAUACAAAACAGAAGAUGAUGUCUUUCUGCCUAAAGAUAUCGACCUAGACAGUGUGGAUAUGGAUGAGACAGAAAGGGAAGUGGAGUAUUUCAAAAGGUUCUGCUUGGAUUCUGCAAGACAGACCCGACAAAGACUGUCUAUCAACUGGUCCAAUUUUAGCUUGAAAAAAGCCACCUUUGCAGCCCACUGAUGAGGAAUGCUGGAGAGGGACACGCAGGAGGUGGGCCGGGCUGUACUCUGUGUUCCCAAGAGUCAAGCCCCCCACUGGCCCCCCAGAGUGGCCAGGCCACCGAGAGCCACGCGGGCGGGAUGCCACAGCCUGAGACCCCAGACUGAGGACUUGCUCGACCUGCGUCGUUAGCUCGUGUGCGUGUAGUCUGUGAGUGAGACUUCUUUGAUCGUAGCUCUGUGCUGUCGGAUUGGAACAGUAGUUCCUGCCAAUUCCUCCUACCACUGCAGCCUCGGAGGCCUGGGCCCUGGCCAGAACAAGUUUGCACCAUCCAUGUGGCUGUUGCCUCUGCAUCUCACCCUGUCCUGUCAUCUGUCCCCGCCGGGGUGUCGGCCGUCACUCAGCUCUCGUGUGCCCCUGCGUCCCAUCCGAGGCGGGCUGGGCAGGGCAGGCCUCCUUUGUUCUCCUCCACAAUCUACUGUUUCUGAGUGUACACGUUGCGCUGUUUGUGUUUGAUCCCCCCUGACUUGUAGCCAGCUUGUGUAAGACCCCUUGCAGAAUGAGAAAGUUAAAAAACAAGAAACCCACCCAGUACUCACACCAUCAAGUCUGUUAUAGAGUGUACGACUGUAUUAACACGGAGGCCUGCCUGGCUACUUUUUUAACAUAUUGUUAAGUAAUAUUAAAAUCAUGUCUUUCUUUUUGAAAGAUGGAAUACAUUAGUACAGCAGGA